AUGCAAGAUUUUACUAGCAUUUUGAACAUUAUAUUCAUAAUCAGUGGCGGAGUGUUAACGUUUGUGAUUCUAUUUAUUUUUGCUAAGCGACAGAUUACAAGAUUUGCUCUUCGUUCUAGGCGAGGUCCUCAUGUUACUAUUGGAACUGAUGCUAAAAAGUGUCUGAAAAAGGAAAUAGAGAGGCGUAUUGAGGCUGUACCGAGAAUUGUAUAUGAACCACGCUUAUUAUGUGCAGAACCAUCACAUUACAUAUUAGAGCCCCAGCAGCCAUACCAUUAUAGAUUUAGAGCAGUAGACGAUGUUAAAACUUUAGAGGAUGAGAUAGCCCGUCAAGACCCGGGUCUCAAACGUCAUCCAAAGGAGUCUCUUCGGGCAUUCCUUCUAUCUUCACUAGCUGCUCCCCUUGAUGGUCUUGGGCAGAAGUUGGUGCAUCAGUUCUGUGAUGCCUAUGAGUCGGCAAGACACCAUCCUGCCGAGUUUAGUGAAGAUGAAUAUAGGGCAUAUAGCCGAUUGCUUUUAAAAUUGUUGGAUGCUGGGACGACUAUUCAACACGACCAGGGCGAGUUAAGGCGUAGGACCGACGACUUUAUCCAGCUCUGCCUCUACAUGGGGGCAAAACAUCGCCAAUUUCCCAACUCCGGGCUCGCGCGGCUGCUGAAGAGCGUGUCGUGCGCGCGCGCCUCCCCGCAGCGCCGCCGCCGCCCCGCGCGCCUCGCGCACUACGCCGCGCUCGAGAACAUGCCAGUAGAAGCCAAAAUAGAGGAAGAAGUUAUUCGUGUUCCAAUAAAGAGUCCCGUAGAAAUAAAAGGUCCGGCAGAUGAGACGGCGCUC
Molecule: messenger RNA, 831 nt
Organism: Brenthis ino (lesser marbled fritillary)
Lineage: Eukaryota; Metazoa; Arthropoda; Insecta; Lepidoptera; Nymphalidae
Source: the annotation of a GenBank genome assembly